AUGAUACUCGGCUACCUCGGCUUCAUCGGCCCGACCUUCCCGACGCUGAGAGAGCAGUUAUGGGACUGGUAUAAUGCUUUAUGGACGCUGACGCUUAGCUGGAAAUGGGACAUCACUCAGUUGAUGCCUUACAACCCACACUUGUGGACUAUACCCAUCGAGUUCGCGAACUCCUUGCUACUCUUCGUCACUAUACUAGGCCUCAGCCGCUUGAGAACGCACUUGCGCCUGGCUUCGGUGCUUGGAAUCAUGAUAUAUAGCCUCAAGAGCGGGCAUUGGGCGCCAUGCGAGUUCCUCGGAGGCAUGGGCAUCGCCGAGAUUGGCAUGAUCCAGGACGACGCGCGCCUGAAGGGAAGCAUGGAUAUCUAUCAAGAAGGGGACGAUUUGGAAGAAAAAGCAUUACCCCCUCGGUCGAGAGCGGUUCUAGGAUCUGCAAAGCGCCUCGCUGUUUUCGUCUUCUUCGUUGGCAACCUCGUCUUCGGCCUGUUUAUUGCUGGGUGGCCCGGAAGCCAAGACGACAAGACGCCGGGAAUCUCGACCCUCUGGGCCAACACGAUGGAACCUUUCUGGACCUGGGGUGGCGACUGGUUGAUUUUCCCCUGGUAUGCCCUUGGGGCCAUGCAAAUCGUGCUUGCGCUGCAGCAGAUAAAGGUACUGCAGGAUCUUUUCGUUACGCCACCGGCGCAGUACCUCGCCGACAUAAGCUACGCCCUAUACCUGAUGCACGGACCGAUGCUCAGUCUCUUGGAACACCGCUGGCUGCCCUACGCCUGGGCCUUGGUCGGCGGAUCCGAGCAAGCCGGCAUGUGCGGACGUACCAUAGCCUGGGCUUGCGGAAUUGUUUUGCUGGGCAUCCCUACGAUCUGGGUAAGCGAUCUCUUUUGGCGGUUUGUAGAUGUCAAAACUGUCCAGUUUACGCGCUGGCUUGAAGCUCUAUGCAUUGUCGAAUAG
Molecule: messenger RNA, 951 nt
Organism: Hirsutella rhossiliensis
Lineage: Eukaryota; Fungi; Ascomycota; Sordariomycetes; Hypocreales; Ophiocordycipitaceae
Product: acyltransferase family domain-containing protein
Exons: 1
Coding region: 1-951 (316 amino acids)
Biological process (GO): polysaccharide biosynthetic process
Cellular component (GO): membrane
Molecular function (GO): acyltransferase activity, transferring groups other than amino-acyl groups
Source: RefSeq, a predicted model, not a curated record